Exophiala dermatitidis NIH/UT8656 is the source of this 4381-nucleotide messenger RNA. RefSeq lists its product as uncharacterized. Gene Ontology annotation, cellular component: protein phosphatase 4 complex; nucleoplasm. The record is from RefSeq and is a predicted model, not a curated record. Gene Ontology annotation, molecular function: protein phosphatase activator activity. Gene Ontology annotation, biological process: DNA damage response; protein dephosphorylation. The transcript has 5 exons. Lineage: Eukaryota; Fungi; Ascomycota; Eurotiomycetes; Chaetothyriales; Herpotrichiellaceae. The coding region runs from base 914 to 3670 and encodes 918 amino acids.
GCCUGCGCCAUUACAAUAUUCUGCCUGCGCGCUCAAGUUGCACCUCACACGAUCUCUUCCAUCUCGCUGUUCCUUCACCAAAUCUCCUGAUAAUCGUCAGAGUAUUGCAUUGGAAGUACGCAUAAGAUCUUACGGCCAGAUCUUGCUUGGUGUUGAGCAGCGUACAUUGUACUUUAUCACCUAGUUUGGGCUCACGCGCCGUCUUCCUACCCUACUAGCAGUGUAAACAGUCCAAGCGGUGGACACCCACGCCUCGGCGCAUUUAUUAGGCAGCUCGCCGACGGGACCUUGCCCCUGCUCCAGGCCUGCGACAUCCACAGGCUACUACCAAUUUGCACUGGCACUGCUGAACUGGUGGCAGGACUGGCCGCUAAAUCUGGAACUGCAGACCCUCUUGUGCCCUGUGCUUUUCCACGAGAGCAGCUGUGGCAGCACCUACGCAAAGAGCAGAGAUCAGAUAACCCGGGCACCUAGCGCAGUGCCAGGAUUCAGGGAGGGCUGCUUGCUUCUUUCAGCCCGUUUCGUGCCACACCACACCGUGAUCCGACUUCUCACGUCGGUCUGUCAAGAUUGUCGCCGCACUCGAUUCUGCAUGCACGUCAUCUCCACGAACAUCAAGCCUUCGCCGUAGCACUCGAGGGCGCAAUCACCGGCGGUGCGCAAAGGUCGUUGUGAUCACAAUCUCGUCCAUUGUGUCCUGCUCUCAUCGCUGGGGCGCUUGUCGCGACCUAUCCACCGUCUUUCCUGGCCCGGCGACACCUGCAAAUCGCCUCGAACCCACCCCGCGCCACCUGUUCUGUAUCACCAAAAGCCAACAUCGCCUGCGCACCUCGCCGUUUCCGAUCAGAGUCAGCAAACGGGUCCGGCUUUGCUCGUUUGCUGAUGUCCAUUCGUUGUUCCCACACCCCCCGUCAUGGCAAUGCCUGCGCCGCUUGCCAACGAAAAAAAGCGAGUCAAGGUGUAUGAGCUGCGCGAGAAUGACUGGUUUGAUAGAGGCACCGGGUUUUGCACAGGGCAGAUCAUCAAUGAUGAACCAAGGAUAUACGUCGAGUCGGAAGACCACCCUGAGCGCAUGCUGCUCGAGACCAGGAUCCUUAAGGAGGAUGGAUAUCAAAAGCAGCAAGAUACUCUGAUCGUCUGGACGGAGAACAAUGGCACUGACAAUAGUUGUGACAUGGCCCUCAGCUUUCAGGAGGCUGAGGGCUGCGCAGUGAUAUGGGAAUUCGUCCAGCAAGUGCAACAGCAGUUGCUUUCUCUUCCAGACGAUGGACUUUCAGAUGAUGCGCUCGACCACAUAUCCACUUCUUUCACGCUCAACCCUCCCGAGUUGAGCAAUCUUGACGAGAUCGAGGCGAACAUAAGGCAGGCGAGCCUCACGCAAGGUGGUCGCGAAGCGCUGGCGAAGUUCUUAAUAAAAGAAGAAUACCUACUAAAACUAAUACCCUUGGUGGAGAUGGCGGAGGAUCUUGAGAGUCUGCCUGACUUACAUCGACUCUGCAAUAUCAUGAAAGCCUUGAUCCUGAUGAACGACAACACAAUCAUAGAGCACUUGGUCACCGACGAGAUUAUCAUCGGAGUGGUUGGCGCGCUCGAGUACGACCCCGACUUUCCUACCCACAAAGCCAAUCAUCGGCAGUACCUCUCGGACGAGUCGCGGUAUAAAGAGGUUGUUGAGAUCAAAGACCAGAACAUCAAGCGGAAGAUCAGACAGACAUGGAGGCUGCAAUAUCUUAAGGACGUUGUGCUGGCACGAAUCCUGGAUGACCCCACGUUUGGCGUCCUCAACUCCCUCAUUUUCUUCAACCAAGUUGACAUUGUACAACAUCUACAAAACAACACUGCUUUUUUGAAGGAGCUUUUUGCGAUAUUCAGUCCUGACAAUACCGACUUAAAGCGAAAAGAACAAGCUGUACAAUUCCUGCAGCAAUGUACCGCGGUCGCCAAAACUCUGCAGAUGCAGGCACGUGCAAAUCUCCUGAACAAUUUCAUUGCUCAUGGCCUGUUUGCCGUCAUCACCUUUGCGGUGAAGCACCCUGAGCCGGCCAUGCGAACCACGGGGGUCGAAAUCCUCGUCGCCCUCCUUGACCAUGACCCCAACAUGAUGAGGGGCUACAUGCUCAAAGCCGUCCACGAAAAGAAGACUCCGUUAACAGACACUUUGAUCGACCUGCUGCAUGCCGAGACAGACCUUGGUGUCAAGAACCAGUUGGCAGAUGCCAUCAAGAUUCUCCUGGAUCCUCAACCUCCCUCUAAUGACCCCAUGGGUAACCGGCAGAGCUCGGAGUUCAUGACCAAGCUGUCACGACCACCGCACAUAACCCAGGCUCAGCAACAGAACGAGCAAUUUGCCCAGGAUAAUUUCGAUCGAUCAUGUCGAAAACUCUUCGCACCUUUGAAAGCGCUUGGAUCUCGAGAGUCGAUGCAGAACUUUUCGUACCAAGAAGUGUCCUUGUUCUCUUACCUGGUGGAGAUUUUGACCUUUUUUGUCCGGCAACAUCCGAUACGAAGUCGACCUUUUGUAAUAUCAGAAAACCUGGCUGUGCGCGUAGCUCAACUGCUGUUAGUGUCGCAAAAGCCACUGAAGCUGACAGCCUUGAAAUUCUUCCGUACAGCCAUCGCCUUGCAGGAUCAGUUUUACAUUGCUCAGGUCAUCAAAAGUGAUGCCUUUGAAGCCAUUUUGAACAUCGUCCUCGACACCAUGCCUAGGGAUAACCUCCUGAAUUCGGCGUGUCUGGAGCUGUUUGAAUACAUUCGGAAGGAAACGAUCAAACCAAUAAUUCAUCACCUCGGGGAGAUUUAUCGGCCAAAGCUUCAGGAACUUAGCUACAUCGACUCUUUCCAACACCUUCUGAUCCGGUAUGAGCAGCUGACGCACGACCGUCCUGCUCCAGAGCACACUCUCUUUAGCCAGGGUGACGCAACCCCGCCGACGCAUCGUCCAAGCUUGGGUGGUAGGUGGCGCGGGAUCGCAGACAUGGACGCCAGCGAAGAGGAUUACUUCAAUACGUCGGAUGAUGAGGAGGACGAUCAUGAUGGAGGCAUGGAGCAGGAGUCUAGCAAGGAUGUUUCCGACCGAAUGCAGUGGCAUCGUAGGAGGAUGAAGGUCGAACUGAUGAACGGCGGAGCUUCUCCCAUCAGUAAACCACUGGUGGAUUAUCCUGAUGAUGACGAAGAUGAAACCAUGGAUGUCAAAGCUGCAGCAACACCGGAAACGCCUCUGACGCCGGACAGUGGCAAGGAAACCUCACCCCCAGAGGUCAAGUCUGCCGCACAAAAGAUGUUGCAACCAUCACCCGACAUUAAGUCCACUGGCGAGCCGGAUUUGCAGCAGCCUCCCGAGCGAAUUAGCGAAAAGCGACGAAGACAAGAAGAAGACGAUGACGAUGAAUUAGGCAAGUUGUCUGGCGGUUCGAAACGGAGGAAUUCGUCUUCGAGUGUUUCGAGUGUUGCCUCUCAUGGGUCUUUGCGGAGAAAAAAGGGGUUUUUGAGAUCGAAACAGGCCGAGGAGCCGGCCACCCUUCCCAGCAGCGUCGACACGGAAAAUCGAGUCGGUGUGCAGAAGCCGAAGAAGAUUGCGAUCAGUAUCUCAAAUGUCACGAACCAAGAUGAUGAUUCUGCCACGCAGCAGGCUCAGAGCGAGCAAUCUGCAACGAUCAGCGAACAGGGGUAGAGCAAUUUGGGGAAAGCAGGACAUGUUUUGGCUUCAGCAAUGAUGUGGAAUGUGUCCAUGCUUAUGCUAUGUACGAUAUUGCAAGUUGUCUCCAAGAGAGGACAAUCAGCGGGACAAAGGAUGUGGGUUUGCCUGGCACAGCAUUCAGGCAGUGAUUACACCGAGGAAGUUUGGUCUAUGCCGGGCGAGCACAGAUUGUGCUUGUGCUCCUAACUGGCGAACUCCAGGAACAGCUCUGAAAGAUGGAGCUCUUUCAAGCGGUGGUUUCCAUGACGGCCCAAGUCCUGGAUAGGGAUGAUUGACAACCCAAGCACGAGGCUGUUCAAGAGAACAAUGACAGCUAAUAUUGUUGCCGAAGGCGGGCUAAGAUAACGCCCAUCAAUGACCUCAGGCGUGGCGCAUCAUUGGAAUGUCUGACGAGCAGCUCAGAAGAGCCCAUGUCCGGCAGUAGUUGACCGUGUACGAAGUACCAAAUUCCAGUGAUCUGUGUGGUGGCGGUGGUGUUGGCGGCUUGGAGCGGACCAGAUGGAUUUCUAGCCUCGUCAAACCAAAUGACUUGAGUCUGCGCAGAUGCAUGUGGAGUUUCAGUUGUAAACAGGUUAUGGGAGAUGUUGCCCCUUUCUUCAGCCUCGUCAGCAAACUCAGAAGUUUGCACGUAUUGCUACUGUUGUUUACAAUGCAGUCUGAAAGUAUGGACCAAACAUGCCAAGG